AUCAAACGUUAAACGUGUUUGUUAGCUUGUUGAAAGGCUAGCUAGCUAUUAGCUAACUCAGCUAGCGUCAUCCACUAAAGUUAACUUAGCUGUUGUCAAAGAAGAUGCUCCUUGCAAGUUAGAUGACGUUACUGUCAGUGAGUAAAUAAGGUCAAAGGCUUAAAGCAGCUGAAUUAAUUGGCAGACGGCAUCUUUCCUUUGACCACCACCACCACCAUCAUCAUCGUCAUCUCAGGGACAACAGCUACAGUGAAUAGGAGCUCCCCUUUAUCCUGAUUAGACCUCUGCUGGCUCUUAGGGCAGACAGGAAGACACCACUAAUGUCGGAAGAAAAGAUGAAUGGAACGGGGGCUGUAUAUGAGGAGAAAGAGGACACCCUCAGUCCUGAUGAUCUGUCUGAGAUGCUCGCAGCAGGGACCAAGGAUGUUCAUGAAAAAGCUGAGAACACCCAGUUUGUGAAGGAUUUCCUCAGGGGACGCAUCCGCAAAGAGCUCUUCAAGCUUGGUGCCGUAGCACUCUACUAUACUUACACAGCCAUGGAGGAGGAGAUCGAAAGGAACAAGGACCAUCCCCAUUUCGCCCCGCUUUAUUUUCCUGCAGAGUUGCACCGCCACGAGGCUCUGGCCCGUGACCUUGAGUACUUUUACGGCCCUGACUGGCAGAGCCAGGUCAGCUGCUCCCAGGCCGCCCAACGCUAUGUGGACCGUAUCCACCAAGUAGGGCAGGAGGACCCAGUGCUGCUGGUGGCCCACGCCUACACCCGCUACAUGGGGGACCUAUCUGGGGGCCAGGUGCUGAAGAAAGUGGCGCAGAGAGCCUUGAAGCUUCCUCCCACAGGAGAGGGGUUGGAAUUCUAUCAGUUUGAUGCCAUCCACAGUGCCAAAGCAUUCAAGCAGCUGUACCGCAGUCGGAUGAACGAGCUGGAGCUGGACAUGGAAACAAAGAAGAGGCUGGUGGACGAGGCUGUCAAGGCCUUCCAGUUCAACAUGGAGGUUUUUGAGGAGCUGGAAGAGAUUGGUAAAACCUUCCAGGAGGAUGUUUUAGAUGCCGGCAUGCCUGUCCAUGGAGAAAUGGGUGGAGACAUCAGCAAAUGUCCCUACUAUACCGCCAAAAUGGCGGCCACCGGUGGAACAGCAUACGCAUGUCAGCUCGCCAUGGCUGUGCUCCGACACCCAACAGGACAGGUGCUGUUUGCUACUUGGUUUGCUGCUUUGGCUGGAUUGGCUGCAUGGUAUCUGAUGUGAUCCAGCCCCUCAGCCUGUCACUCUGCUGCUGUGAGAGAGCGGGAGGAGAAACACUGAAGGAAGGACAGUAAGGAGACUAGAAAAUCCCCCAAAACUAUAGACCAUCUCAUGGUUUCUGUAAAACAUUGUAAACAGGUCCAGGUUUAUUAAAUGUUGCAUGUUUGCUAGUACAAAUAUACCUGGAUCUGUUUCUUAUCAAUGGAAUUCCAAUGAGAUGAUCUAUAGGACCAUUAGGACGUCACAACUCCAUCCAUCCAUCCAUCCAUUCAUCUAUCCAUCCAUUCAUCGAGCUACACCUUGUUGCAGUCUCUCCUCCGGUCAUUUCAUUUUUCUACCUCCUUUGCAUCAUCCCUCCAUCUUGUGUCCUUCCAGUGUGUUCGGUUGUAUCUCAAGACCUUCUUUUAGCUGUUUUCUGAUUUUGUCAUGGAAGCACAGCAUUCCAGUGAAUAACUAAUCUCUUGUGAAAUUACAUUUCCUCCCAAAUUUUAAUGUCACUCAUUUAUAUAAUUGGCUAUACAGUGAUACAUUAGUUAAUAAUGAUGAAUGUAUUAUCUAAAGCCAUUCAUGUUUAGCUUAGUAAAAACAUGUUAAAACGUACUAUGCAUAUGUUAUGCAUGAUUAGAGUAGCACAGCGUGUGUUUUUUUUUUUUUCAGGGCAUACUGCUGUGAUUUUUAAUGAGGUAUUUUUGUUUUUGCAUUACUAGAUCUUAAUUUGACCUGGGAGAGAAAGUAAUUGACUAAACAAUGCAACACUGAAAUAACGGUUUAUCUGUAAAUGUCCCCAUAUACUGUAUUUUUUUUUUUUUUACCUCUACACAUUGAUUGCAGUUCAUAACAUAAUGUGAAAACACAGUGUGCUGCAUUGCAUUUACAUUAAGUCCCUCAUCACAUUUCAAGACUCAUACUUGGGCCUUACAUGAUCCCGAGAGGUUUGUGCUGCGGAACAGGUGAUAGGAUUCAAAAGCUCCCACCCCUCCACCCCCCACCCUCAAAAAAUAUAGCACACCUACACUUUGACGAGUGUAUGAUUAAUAAACAUGUUUCAAAUACUAGUGAAUAUACCAGGUAUUUGAAUCUCUGCUGAUGCAUGUUCAAUAAUAGUAGUUCUCUGUUUCUGGAUUAUGAGAACGGGCGUAUUGUAUAAAAAAAAACCUGCCUGUUUUUGAUUUAAUUGCACAGUUUAACUUUCCGAGAUGAACGAGUCAUUGAUGAAUCAGUUCUACCUGCUACAGGAGCCUGUUUUAGGACAAAAGUGUUAACAAAGGUCAUUGCAGCUGUCUUUUUUUUUUGUAAUAAUGUUUUGUCUACAUUCUUGAAAUAGAUACCAAGUCUAUCUACAUGAAGGCUAAAUGUGUUGUGGUUUAUCAAGAACCACAUCACGUAAGAUACCGAUCCGUAGGUCCCUCAGCAGCUCCGCCCCUGUCAAGUAUCCAUUUGUAAUACAUUUGUGAUACAUUUGUGCAUCAUCACUAAAACUGUUCAUAUAUUGUUCAUACUGUAUGUUUUGGUCACGGUAAUUUUUUCAACAUAGAUAAAGAGGAAUAUUUUGUGCAGCGUGUAUUGCAGUGUAAUUGCACUGAUGUGUGACUGAAGAUUAAUAUUUAUCCUGACACAUUACUGACAUUUUCUUAACUUUGCUUUAUCUUUCCAAGCUGUUUGUUGUUGUUUUUUUUUCCACUGCUUGGAGUUAUUGGACACACAGAACCAAAGGAAACCUGCUGAUAAUAUUUCAAGCAGGUUUCUGUGCUGUGUGUAUUUGUACAACACAUUCACACAUUUAUGGAUGUGCAGUAUUCCUUCAGGAUAACAGCUGUAGUGCAGCUGUUUUGAUCACAGACGUGGAGAUCUAAGUGAUGCUGUGUUUUGUAUUUGAGAGUCUCAGGUUCAUGAUACAGACAGAUGGCAAUACAAUGCAUUGCAUAAAAAAAGGACUAAUACAGGGAGUGCCUAAUAUACUCCUGUAGUUCACUGUACAUGUUUUAUUUCAUUUUCAUGAUGCCAGUCUGAUGUGUCAAAACGCUUCAGUAUUUUUUGGACGUAUAUUGAAGGGACGCUUACUUGAAUCUCAGGAGUUCAGGUAGUUUUAGCCAUUAAUUAAACGGUAGAUUAAAAUGAGUGGAAUGCUUGUCUAAUUCAUGUUGAUUUUGAAUUAUCUUGCAUUUUCAUUAACUCUGCUCUUGAUCCCUUUGUGUAUCUUACUGGACAAAGCUUUAUUAGUCAAAGGCUAGGAUACUCUGAUUGUAUUAGUGAAAAUCCAGGAGUAUGCUGUGCUGUCUGUAAUGAAAUAACUUCUGCUUUCCUGUUUAUGCUGAAAUAAAGGUGAUUCAUUUGGA
This is a messenger RNA of Thunnus maccoyii (southern bluefin tuna), 3577 nucleotides long. It is a transcript of the gene hmox2b, whose product is annotated as heme oxygenase 2b. Gene Ontology annotation, biological process: heme catabolic process; heme oxidation; response to oxidative stress. The record is from RefSeq and is a predicted model, not a curated record. The coding region runs from base 321 to 1244 and encodes 307 amino acids. NCBI's taxonomy places the organism in Eukaryota, Metazoa, Chordata, Actinopteri, Scombriformes, Scombridae. Gene Ontology annotation, molecular function: heme binding; heme oxygenase (decyclizing) activity. The transcript is spliced from 7 exons.